Molecule: messenger RNA, 675 nt
Organism: Papaver somniferum (opium poppy)
Lineage: Eukaryota; Viridiplantae; Streptophyta; Magnoliopsida; Ranunculales; Papaveraceae
Exons: 2
Coding region: 39-485 (148 amino acids)
Biological process (GO): RNA methylation
Molecular function (GO): methyltransferase activity
Source: RefSeq, a predicted model, not a curated record
GAGCGACAAACAGUAAAGAAGAUAGUGCUUCCGAAUGCAUGUACCGUAUAUCGUCUGAAGGAUUACCAUUACUUCUUCCUUACAUCAGCAAGCAAAUCCUAUGUGCAUCCUUGGCGGACUUCAAGCACCUGUUGCAGUACAGGUCUAUCAAAUUUCAAGAUUUUGUCAAUCCUCAAUUUGGCGAGAAGGCAUCAUCGGAGAUUAAGUUAGGGUGUUGUAUUGUUGUACUGCAAACAGAAGAUCAACCUACUUCAAAACCUAUGGAUGCAUCGACAAUAGCUAUUGGUUGUUGGAGAGGGAAGUCCAGUGUAAGUGUAAUGGUUCCAGAAACAGACUGCCAAGAACUUCUUGAGAGGCUUUCUGCACGUUUGGGGUUCGAGAUGGUUCCGGUGAAAGAAAAACCAACAGUUAGGAGAGGAAAGAAAGAUGAUGCUGAAGAGAAGCUAGUGAAAGAACCAGUAGAAGAAGAAGCUAUAGUUGGUUGAGUUAUUGAACAUUUUUCGUGUUUUAUUUUUCGUCACUUUUACUUACCAGUUUGAUUCAGCUGUAUUUGCAAUUAUAUGAUUCUUUUGCCAGAAAUUUGUAGUGAAAUCUGUUAUCAAAUAACUUGCUUCAUCUUGAAUAGAAAAAGUUAGAAACUAGUCUUGAUUUUCGUCAGGAUCUAGACCAAGAUUA